AGCCAGCUCUCUUCGCGGACUCACUGCAACGGAGAGACUAAAGAUGAUUCCGUUUUUACCCACAUUUUCUCUGCUCUUGCUGUUUGCUGUUAACCCUGCAAAUGCCAAUGGUCAUUAUGACAAGAUCUUGGCUCAUAGCCGUAUCAGGGGCCGGGACCAGGGCCCAAAUGUCUGUGCCCUUCAACAGAUUUUGGGCACCAAAAAGAAAUACUUCAGCACUUGUAGGAACUGGUACCAAGGUGCCAUCUGUGGAAAGAAAACAACCGUAUUAUAUGAAUGCUGCCCUGGUUAUAUGACAAUGGAAGGAAUGAAAGGCUGCCCAGCAGUAAUGCCUAUCGACCAUGUUUACGGUACUCUGGGCAUCGUGGGAGCCACCACAACACAGCGGUAUUCCGAUGUCUCCAAACUGAGGGAGGAGAUUGAAGGAAAGGGCUCAUUCACUUACUUUGCACCAAGUAAUGAUGCCUGGGACAACUUGGAUCCUGAUAUCCGUAGAGGUUUGGAAAAUAAUGUUAAUGUUGAAUUAUUGAAUGCUUUACAUAGCCACAUGGUUAAUAAGAGAAUGUUGACCAAGGACUUGAAAAAUGGCAUGAUUGUUCCUUCGAUGUAUAACAAUUUGGGGCUUUUCAUUAACCAUUAUCCUAAUGGGGUUGUCACCGUUAACUGUGCGCGAAUCAUCCAUGGGAACCAGAUUGCAACAAAUGGUGUUGUACAUGUGAUUGAUCGUGUCCUUACACAAAUUGGGACCUCGAUUCAAGACUUCAUUGAGGCAGAAGACGACCUUUCAUCGUUUAGAGCAGCUGCCAUCACAUCUGACAUAUUGGAGACUCUUGGAAGAGACGGCCACUUCACACUCUUUGCUCCUACUAAUGAAGCGUUUGAGAAACUCCCACGAGGUGUCCUAGAAAGGAUCAUGGGAGACAAAGUGGCUUCUGAAGCUCUCAUGAAAUACCACAUAUUAAACACUCUCCAGUGUUCUGAGGCAAUUAUGGGAGGAGCAGUCUUUGAGACCCUGGAAGGAAACACAAUUGAGAUAGGAUGCGAUGGUGACAGUAUAACAGUAAAUGGAAUCAAAAUGGUGAACAAAAAAGAUAUCGUGACAAAUAAUGGCGUGAUCCAUCUGAUUGAUCAGGUCCUAAUUCCUGAUUCUGCCAAACAAGUUAUUGAGCUGGCUGGAAAUCAGCAAACCACUUUUACUGAUCUGGUGGCCCAACUAGGCUUGGCAUCUUCUCUGAGGCCAGAUGGAGAAUAUACGUUGCUGGCACCUGUCAAUAAUGCAUUUUCUGAUGAUACUCUGAGCAUGGAUCAGCGCCUUCUUAAAUUAAUUCUGCAGAAUCACAUAUUAAAAGUGAAAGUUGGCCUUAAUGAACUUUACAAUGGACAAAAACUUGAGACCAUCGGAGGCAAACAACUCAGAGUCUUCGUAUACCGUACAGCUGUCUGCAUUGAAAAUUCUUGCAUGGUAAGAGGAAGCAAGCAAGGAAGAAAUGGGGCUAUUCACAUAUUCCGAGAGAUCAUCAAACCAGCAGAGAAAUCUCUCCAUGAAAAAUUGAAACAAGAUAAACGCUUUAGCAUCUUCCUCAGCCUACUGGAAGCUGCAGACUUGAAAGAACUCCUGACACAGCCUGGAGAUUGGACCUUGUUUGUGCCAACGAAUGAUGCCUUUAAGGGAAUGACUAAUGAAGAAAAGCAAAUUCUAAUUAGGGACAAAAAUGCUCUACAAAACAUCAUCCUUUAUCACCUGACACCAGGAGUUUUCAUUGGAAAGGGAUUCGAACCUGGCGUAACUAAUAUCCUGAAGACCACACAAGGAAGCAAAAUCUAUCUGAAGGGAGUAAAUGAUACACUUCUAGUGAAUGAAUUAAAAUCCAAAGAAUCGGACAUCAUGACAACGAAUGGUGUGAUUCACGUCGUCGAUAAACUCCUCUAUCCAGCAGAUACACCCGUUGGAAAUAAUCAACUGUUGGAAAUACUCAAUAAACUGAUCAAAUAUAUUCAAAUAAAGUUUGUUCGUGGCAGCACUUUCAAAGAAAUCCCCAUGACAGUCUAUACAACUAAAAUUAUAACCAAAGUUGUGGAACCAAAAAUUAAAGUGAUUGAAGGCAGUCUUCAGCCUAUUAUCAAAACUGAAGGACCUACAAUAACAAAGGUCAAAAUUGAAGGUGAACCUGAAUUCAGACUGGUUAAAGAAGGUGAAACAGUAACUGAAGUGAUCCAUGGAGAGCCAAUUAUUAAAAAGUACACAAAAAUCAUUGAUGGUGUGCCUGUGGAAAUAACUGAAAAAGAGAUACGAGAAGAACGAAUCAUUACAGGUCCUGAAAUAAAAUAUACUAGGAUUUCUGCUGGAGGUGGAGAGACAGAAGAAACUCUGAAGAAAUUAUUGCAAGAAGAGGUCACCAAGGUCACCAAAUUCAUGGAAGGUGGUGAUGGUCAUUUAUUUGAAGAUGAAGAAAUUAAAAGGUUCCUUCAGGGAGACACACCUGUGAGAAAGGUACAAGCCAGCAAAAGGAUUCAAGGAUCUAGAAGACGAUCAAGGGAAGGUCGUUCUCAGUGAAAAUCCAGAAACCAGGCAAUGAAGUUGACACAACCCCUAAGUCAGUAACCUGACCAUUAAGGAAAAUUACGAGACCAAUAUUGACUUCAGAAACUGAAAUGCCAACACAAUUCUAAACAAAAAUUUAAUAUUUUCUUUUUUUAAAUGAGAAACGUAAGAGAAUUUGUAAGGUUAGUCUCUUAUGGGAUAGGAACUGAAGGCUUUUUUUUUAUCUGGACAUUAGGAGUUCUGGCUAACCAAAGGAACCAGAUUCAUUACAAUUCAGAUCUAAGAGUGGUGAGUUGUUUAUCUCAUUGAGAAGAUUGAGCCUUGAGUACACACAAUGGAUAAAUAAACAUGUGCAAGCAGUUACCUCCCCAUGGGAAGCUAAAUUAUAAAAAUGGGUGCUCAGUAAAGAACAAAACUUUUGCAUGAGAAAGCUUUGCACAUUUCUAAUACAAUGUGGGUUUACUGGUAAAUUAUGUUACUUUUAGAACUAAUUUUGUACUCUCAAAAUGUUUGUCAUAUGCUUUUUGCAAUACAUAUUUUUUAUCUCAAACAUUUCAAUAAACCGUUUUUCAGGUAUAAAGAGAAUUACUUCAAACUGGGUAACUCAGACAAUUCAAGGUUUAAGUUAAAAAGUGGUUUGGAGUUGGGAGCAAGACUUUAUACCUCUUUUAUUAUAACAAAUAUUCAUUAAAGGAAACUGAAUAAAAUGGA
This is a messenger RNA of Tupaia belangeri chinensis (Chinese tree shrew), 3253 nucleotides long. RefSeq names its product periostin (gene POSTN). Gene Ontology annotation, molecular function: cell adhesion molecule binding. The record is from RefSeq and is a predicted model, not a curated record. Gene Ontology annotation, cellular component: extracellular matrix. Gene Ontology annotation, biological process: extracellular matrix organization; cell adhesion. The coding region runs from base 44 to 2554 and encodes 836 amino acids. The transcript has 23 exons. Lineage: Eukaryota; Metazoa; Chordata; Mammalia; Scandentia; Tupaiidae.